This is a messenger RNA of Temnothorax curvispinosus, 3536 nucleotides long. RefSeq names its product transcription initiation factor IIA subunit 1 (gene TfIIA-L). The transcript has 7 exons. NCBI's taxonomy places the organism in Eukaryota, Metazoa, Arthropoda, Insecta, Hymenoptera, Formicidae. Gene Ontology annotation, biological process: transcription by RNA polymerase II; transcription initiation at RNA polymerase II promoter. Bases 521 to 1699 code for a protein of 392 amino acids. The record is from RefSeq and is a predicted model, not a curated record. Gene Ontology annotation, cellular component: transcription factor TFIIA complex.
UUUAUACGAAAAAACUACAAGUUUGGCCUAAAAACAAUGCGACAGCCAAUCAAAUUGCAACUUUUCCGUAAGAACAGGAGUGUGCGUUUCUCUGUCUCACGAGAAUAAAAAAAUUCUAUAGAAUCUCGGGGGUUCCGAUUUCUCCUCCCUUCCCGCUUUAGCCAGUUACGCCACUGCGCGCCCGUUGCGCGCCUGCGCGGAGGAGACCGGGCGCCCAUCGCAGCAUAAUUCCCCGAGUUUACGGCCAGCCCGACGGUGUUCGUGGACGGAGCGAGAGGUGGGCCGCUGCCGUGCUCUGCGUUUUUUCUUCCCGCAAGAAUACCUGUGAUUGAACGGUCUCCCGAGGUGUCUACCCUUCCGCCCGCUCACCCGCUGCGACGAUGUACCGGACCUGCCGGAACGGUUUCUGAAGGCGACGCGGGCAGGGUACGCUGUCCCACGCGCGGCUGCGGUCGGUGUUCCGCUUCCCCAUCCCGGUCGGGCGAGCGCGUCCACGCCGAUACGUGCGUGUCGCGCCACGAUGGCCCUCAGCCAGACCAGCGUGCUGAAAUUAUACAACACUGUGAUAGAAGAUGUAAUAUCGGGAGUGCGAGAGGCAUUUAUAGACGAAGGGGUGGACGAACAGGUUCUCCAGGAGCUUAAGCAAAUAUGGGAAACAAAACUGAUGGCCAGCAAGGCCGUGGAAUUGAAUCCAGAUCCACCAGAGCCGCAAGUUCCUCAAAUCAACACGCACAAAGCUGUGUCCGUCAAUAGAGCUAAUGUAGGAAAUCAUUUUGUACAACCAUCUGCUGGAAAAAUAGUGCCGCAAACGCAAACGCAACCUCAACCUCCACCUCAACUUCAACCUCAACCUCACCCUCAACCUCAACCUCAACCUCAACAACAACCGCAACAGCAGCAGCAGCAAGCGCAAGCACAACCACAGCAAUCGUCGCAACCUCAGCAACAUACGCAUCCUUCCACGGGAACGACGUUGCAGCAGCAGCAUUCGACGACACCGCAACAAGUGCAACAAGUGGUGACCGCCUCGAGUGUGCUUGAACGACAAGUGCCGAUACAGAUCACCUUACCUCCACAACCCGGCGUUCCGGACGGACCACAGCGGAUUUUAAGCAUACAAGUUCCUGCAUCUGCUCUUCAAGCAAACCAGCUACAUACGAUUUUAACUGGUCCGGUAAUUUCCGCGGCUAUGGGUCUUCCAGCGAAUUUAGCUUCGACUCUGUUGCAACAGCACGUGAAUUCUACGCUGCAAGGACAAGCAACGUUAACUCCAUUGCAAGUAAAUCAGCCUCUUCAAGUGGUCACACAAAGUACAAACAGCGUUGUCACGCAAAGGCCGCCUCAAAAUCAGCAGCAAAAUAAUAUAAAUCAGUUAGACGGAGGAGUAGGUGAUUCUACUGACGAUGAUGAUGAAGAGGAAGAAGAGGACAAUGAUGAUGAUGACGAGGAUAUCGAUGAAAAAGAGGAGGAAGAGCAUGAUGAGGCAGCGGCUCGUGAAGAGGAACCCCUUAAUUCCGAAGAUGAUGUCACGGACGAUGAUCCCGCUGAUCUCUUCGAUACUGACAAUGUAGUCGUCUGUCAGUACGAUAAGAUCACAAGGAGUCGAAAUAAGUGGAAGUUUUAUCUGAAGGACGGUAUAAUGAAUCUAAGUGGGAAAGACUAUGUGUUUCAAAAGGCAAACGGGGACGCUGAAUGGUAACUUUAGGUGCGAUGUGAAUAUCGUGUUGCCCACAGUAAGCUCGACUCAGGGACACUGCGUGUAAAGGCAACUUGAUAAUGUGUUCACGUGAAACCACAUUUCUAAUAUGGAGAUAUACCGACAAUCUCUACGACGAUUCUUCUACCGAUUGCGCAAAUUUGCUGCAAGUGGAAAUAGCAGUAUAGGGGAACAAUGGCGAAUGUCAUCACAUUAUCACAAAUAUCGUAUUGUACAUUUUGUGUUAUAUCGUUAGCCCUCUGAAAGACAAGGGGAUGCUUGAGAUGUUCAGGUACGCCGAUUUUACUUGUCGAAACUAGAUAAGUCGCGAACUUAAAAAAUGUUGAUAUGUUCCUUUUUUAAGUUUUUUUUUUUUGCGUUCUAAUUAUUGUCAGUCUUGAAUAUUCUUAAUUAUUUUGUUAAUCUUUUACUUAAGGAAAUUCAAGACCGAAAGUUGGGUGUAGAGGGCUAAUAUAUAUAUGGUUUUUAUGUAGUGCAAAUUUAUGAAUAUACAAGUGUAUAAAACAAUUAUACAAGGUCUCCUACUGUUAGUCGUAUGUUACUGGAAACUUGCUUGUGGGCGCCGAGAUUCUUCUAAAAAAAAUCCACGACGGAUUAGUUAGCUUUUUCUAGAAAAUGAGUAAACUUUUAUUGAAGCGGAAGUGCGUUAUGUAUAUAUAUUGACCCCGAAUAAUAUAUAUGCAUAUUGACGAAAGCACCAUAUCGAUUAGUGGAUCUAAAACCACUAACAUCAUGGACAAUGAAAAUCCAAAAAACUAACUCUAUAGAUAUAUACAUAAUAUAUAUUAUAUACAUAUAUAUUUUGAAAUCCUCAAUUAUGAACUUUUUCACGUGGAAGGAAGUUGAAAAACUUCCGUUCUCUAUUUGUGAUCUGAAUACAGAACGAGAUAUCGUAUGUGUGUUUGAGUUAAAAAGUUUUAAGGGAUUAGUAAACUCUACGGUUCAUGUGUGAUUUGGAAUAAUAAAUGUGUCUUACUGUUGCCAGCAUUGACAAGUUCAUUUAUCAAGAGGAAUGAAGAACAAUUCAGCAUUUAGAAGAUCUAUCGGCGUGUUUCAUUCAGGAAGUUUAAAUUGCUCUGGAAGCAACAAAACUCGAUCUUUAUAAACUUCUGUUUUAUUUCCAAAUUUACAGAGUAGCUUAGUAUUAUUAAAUGUUUAUGAAAUUUCUCUUUUAACUUUUAGAUUUUUAUGUAAUAUUUGACAAAUGCGUAUUUGAAGCUGCCAUUAAAAUUAUUUUAAUUUGCUUUCAGAACAGUUUAAAUCGCCUUAGUCAAGUAAGUUGUAAGAGAUUCAUGAGUUAGCAAAUUUUAUGUUAUUACACGCGCCUUAACGAUUAAACGAAAUCAGUGCCGUGAACGUGUUUAUAAAAAUUUAUUCUUAAAUUAUAAUUUAUGAGUGAAAAUUGUUUAGUUAGCUUAAGAUAGUUGUUUAAUUUGAAGAACGACGAUAUAUAAACAAGCUUGUACGAAACUCGUAAUGUGAUUGUGAAUAUGCCAAAAUAGUGUGCAAUUUUUGUAUUGUAUCUGUUUGCUGAAAACGUCCCAUGCAUUGGCAUAUUUUUACAUCCGGACGAUUUAUUUUAAACAAUCAGCACAUCACAGAUCUCUAAUUUGAGGUUACCAAAAAGGAGCAUAUAUUUUAUGAAAAUUUUGGUGAAAAUCAUGCAUCUUGUAGAAUAUGAUUCAUAUACAGGGGCUGAGUCCGCAAAAAUAUUACGGUAUCUGCGUUAUAUUGUUCGUCGUAUGCCUUAUAUAUAUUCCAAGUUUGAUUUAUAAAUUAAACUUCUUGGAAUUUGCAAAAUAAAUGUUUCACAACAAAA